GCUUAAUGAAAUCUGAAAGUUUUGACCUCAGUAUGUGGCAUCACAGUAAAUACAGAAAUCCAUGUGUCUAGGUAAAGACAACCAAUCAUUUAACCGAAACCAUCUCAUUCAGGUCACAGCUGAGAGUAGCUCAUUGUAACUUCCUCACCCAAUUACUUGAUGGACUAUUAAUCACAGAUGUAUGGACAGCCUGAAUGGACAGCCACUCAUUUGAAACACUGACAGGAUGCAGCGGUGAAUAAAGGUUUAAGAUUGCUUAUGUAAUGACUGGAUGGGUACAAGCGUUGCCAUAGGGGAGAGGGAGAGGUUGUGAGACUGGCAAGGCCUUUGAGUUACGCAAUGAUUUCAUUUAAUGGCUCCCCGGGGAUACAUCGGGCCAUGCUGGCGCUCAGCAUGAUAUGUAUUAUUUAAACGUUGACCUUUUUAUUAAUUACCGGCUUAUUCUGUCCUACUUCUCAAAUCAGCUUUAAUGCGGACGCUCUGAGGCGCACAGAUGGAGCAGGUCUGUGACAUUAUUUCAACUUUUUCAUUACAUGAAUGACAAUCAGCGUCUACCUUAAGCAGUGAAGCAGCCUGGAUGCAGCCAGCCUCAAAUUAAUCAGCACUAAUUAACAGGUGUCACGUGACCCCUUCACGUUGUCAAAGAAAAGACUGGAUAUUUCUAGAGCCCAAACCACAUCAGCGAAAAAACAUCAACACCAUAAGGAGAUGAAUUAUCAAAGUGCGAAACGUUAUUGGAUUUCUUUAGUUUUUGCCUUCAUGGCUCAGCACUGUUGGUGUUUCUCAGCCGUCCAGGUGAAGGAAACACCUGAGCAGAGACCACAGCUCGCCCUGCCGAGAGUCUCCUGUUCUGCCCGAGGAAUAAAAGCUGUGUUUGGUCCGUCAGUUAAAAAUAACCUACACGUCAGAGAUUUGACAGGAGCUACAGUCCCAGUACCUCAAUCUGACGGGUCCUGUGGUGUGAGGAUGGGCAGGGAGAAAAACAAGAGUCUCUCCUUCUACAGCAGAUAUGACAGCUGCUAUGCACAGAUUGAGGGCAGCAAAGUGGUCAUACCUCUGCAGGUCCAGCUGAAAAUAGAGGAUCAAUGGUUCAGGGUGAAUAUCAGCUGUCCUCUGAUAAAGAGAUACAGUGAGAGGACUCGACUUAUCCCAACACCGUUACCUGGAAACUGUGACACAGACAGAGCUCUGCGAGUGGAUUGUGGGCAUCAAACCAUUUCAAGUGAUGCCUGCUACAAACUAGGCUGCUGCUAUGAUGCUCAUGAUUUCAUCUGCUACUACAGACUUAAUGCCUGCUCUCUGGACGGACAUUUUGUGUUCUCGGUGAAGGCUACAGACACAGACCCGCCUGUCACUCCCAGCAGUCUCAUAAUCAAGGAUCAGCCACAGUGUUUCCCUGUGGUCUCCACCCGAGACACAGCUGUCUUCAAGAUAGGAGUCAUGGACUGUGGUGCAAAGAUGAAGGUAGAUGGAGAUGUUUUGACCUAUGAAGUAGAAGUGGAGGAGCAGCACACCGAAAGUAUCACUAAACAUUCUCCAUUUAGUCUCCAGGUCCUGUGUGAAUACACUUCAUCAGAUCUAAAGCGUGCCGCAGACUUGCGAUCCUUGCACGCAGUGACAAACCCACCACCUGUGGCUGCACUGGGAACCAUCAGAGUACAGAUGAGAAUAGCCACAGAUGCAUCUUUCACAUCAUUCUUCCAUGAAGAGCAGCUCCCACUGACCUUGCCCCUGCGUACAGCUGCGUAUGUGGAGGUUUCCAUCGCCCAGCCAUCCCCAGACCCCAUACUGUCCCUGCGUGUACGGGACUGUUUUGCCUACCCUGCGUCCAGACACUCUGUGUGGACGCUUCUCUAUGACGGAUGCCCAAACCCUUUGGAUAACAUGAGAAGCUCUGCUCCUGUGGACAACCAGGGGAAGACUACCUCCCACUCCCAAGUGAGGAGGUUUGAUGUCAAGACCUUCGCCUUCUUGGACCCUCACACAGGCCAUCCAAGUGUAGAGGAAAUGUACUUCUACUGUUGGGUGGAAAUCUGCACCGAUAAUGUUGACUGUACACAGAGUUGUGCCAUCAUUUCAUCUGAAGGUGAGAGACAGAGAAGAGGGACCAUGUCUGAGUCCAACCAGGUCCAGUUGGUGUCCUUAGGGCCCCUGCUGCUGGGACAGAACAACACUGAACUGGAAGACAAUCCAUGUGUGAAGCAGAGCACAAUGUUUCAGGUGACAGUGUACACCCUCUCUGGUGUCGGUGCUGCCCUGCUGCUGAUCCUGCUGUUCACUGUGUGGUCAAAUAUCACCAAAGUGUCACAAGACAGAAACAGAGACAUGCGAUGCACAGGCUGACAGAGAACAAUGUCAAUAAAUAAUUUCCUCUUCUCUAA
Lates calcarifer (barramundi perch) is the source of this 2381-nucleotide messenger RNA. RefSeq names its product zona pellucida sperm-binding protein 4. Gene Ontology annotation, biological process: binding of sperm to zona pellucida; prevention of polyspermy. Lineage: Eukaryota; Metazoa; Chordata; Actinopteri; Centropomidae. Gene Ontology annotation, cellular component: egg coat. The record is from RefSeq and is a predicted model, not a curated record. The coding region runs from base 709 to 2343 and encodes 544 amino acids. The transcript is spliced from 12 exons. Gene Ontology annotation, molecular function: acrosin binding; structural constituent of egg coat.